Rosa chinensis is the source of this 1949-nucleotide messenger RNA. Its product is annotated as fasciclin-like arabinogalactan protein 17. The transcript has 3 exons. Lineage: Eukaryota; Viridiplantae; Streptophyta; Magnoliopsida; Rosales; Rosaceae. The coding region runs from base 118 to 1503 and encodes 461 amino acids. The record is from RefSeq and is a predicted model, not a curated record.
AAACAAUAAACAAAAACAAAAUUCUACAUUUCCCAUUCCCACUCGCUCACAGCUUUACUCUCCUCCUCCUUCUUCUUCCUCUCUCUCUCUCUGAAUCCACCGCAUUGUACGGCCGCCAUGGAUUUACGCAUCCGCGGCGCAUCGGCGCUCGCCUUUCUCCUCCUCUUCUUCGCCGGAACCUGCUUCGCAUUGCCGGAAUAUCCUCAGAAGCCCUCCUCCUCGGCGGCGUCCACCGCUCAGAUCAACUCCAACUCCGUCCUGGUGGCCCUGCUCGACUCGCAUUACUCCGAGCUGGCUGAGCUCGUCGAGAAGGCCCUGCUCCUGCAGACUCUCGAAGAGGCCGUCGGCCGCCACAACAUCACCAUCUUCGCUCCCCGAAACGACGCCGUCGACCGCGACCUCGACCCCGACUUCAAGCGCUACUUGCUCGAACCCGGGAACCUCAAAUCGCUCCAGAAGCUCCUCCUCUUCCACGUUAUCCCCGCCCGGGUCGGAUCCGACGAAUGGCCCACCCACACUGCCUCCGCCCGACACCAGACGCUCUCCCAGGACCAUCUCCACUUGUCCAGCCUCGCUUCCGGUGAGAAGGCCGUAGAUCUCGCCCGGGUCAUUCAUCCCGACUCCGUGACCCGACCCGACGGAGUCAUCCACGCCAUCGAGAGGCUUCUUAUCCCCCGCUCCGUAGAGGACCACUUCAACCGACGCCGCAGCCUCCGCUCCAUCACCGCCGUCAAGCCGGAGGGAGCUCCCGAAGUUGACCCCAGAACCAACCGGCUGAAAAAACCCGCCCCGCCUACCAAACCCGGAUCCUCACCCGUCCUGCCCAUCUACGACGCGUUGGCUCCCGGACCCUCGUUGGCUCCGGCUCCGGCACCGGGACCCGGCGGGCCCCACCACCACUUCAACGGCCACGCCCAGGUGAAGGACUUCAUCCAAACACUCUUGCACUACGGGGGUUACAACGAGAUGGCGGACAUUUUGGUAAAUUUAACUUCUCUGGCUACGGAGAUGGGUCGGUUAGUGUCGGAGGGUUAUGUGCUCACUGUUUUGGCUCCGAACGACGAGGCUAUGGCGAAGCUGACGACGGACCAGCUCAGCGAGCCGGGUGCGCCGGAGCAGAUCAUGUACUACCAUUUGAUUCCCGAGUAUCAGACUGAGGAGAGUAUGUACAAUGCCGUUAGGAGGUUCGGGAAGGUGAGCUAUGAAACGCUGCGGUUGCCCAACAAGGUUGUGGCUCAAGAGGCUGAUGGGUCCGUUAAGUUCGGGCAGGGAGACGGGUCGGCGUACUUGUUCGACCCGGAUAUUUAUACGGAUGGUCGGAUUUCCGUGCAGGGGAUUGAUGGGGUUUUGUUCCCGGCGGAAGAGGUGGAGUCCAAGUCCGAAACCAAAACGGUUCAACCCGCUAAGAUUGUUACCAGGCCCAGGAGAGGAAAAUUGAUGGAAGUAGCAUGUCGGAUGCUAAGUACUGUUGGACAGAAUUCUCGGUUCAUCACUUGCCAAUGAAGUAUGCUGCGACUGUGUUUUCGUAGAUGGGCAUUACCAGAAAAACAGGCCAAGACAGGGAGUCCUUGAGAAAUCAAUGGAUGUAAAAAGGCUUGGAAAGGAAAGGCAGCUUACAUAUUGGAGUUUGGUGGUGAACUUGGUUUUUUAUUUUUUAUUUUUAAAUGGGUUUUUCUUUUACCUUAGUAUCUCAUUCUCUCUCUUUGCCCUUUUUGUGUUCUGGGUCUCGGGUAGAGAAGAAACAAGAUACUCUAGAGUUAAAUACACAAUUAAGUACAUAAAUGUAUUUUACAGUCACCAUUAUUUUUUCAAUUUUUUUUAGGUGGUUUGUUAGUAAUGGCACUUAAGCUGUGUGUAAUCAUGAGGGUGGCUGGGGCAGUAGUGUCUUUAUCUGCCCAUUGAAUAAAAAUCUAAAUGGAAAUGAAAUAAAAUUAUUCUUUUCUGUAAUA